CUCAAACAUAGCACUCAUUUUUGUAUGACUGUACGAGCGUACAUAAUUAUUUCCUGAUUCAUUUUUUCCUUUUAAAUGCAGUCUCGGAGUUACUUUGAGCUACUCUGUUGAAGCAACUGCCACUCAAGUCAUACAAGACAUUUUAAAUAUAAUGUUUAUUUUACUGGCCACAAAGUGAUCACAGCCUUUGUUGGUCUGUGUGCAGAUCUUUUGUAGAAGCAGCACUUGCAUUGUGACAGAUUGCAAUAACUGCUUAGAGUCGAUGUCCAUUCCUUCAUAUAUCUAAACUGGCAGCGAUGAAUAUAACACAUUUUCAUUGAAGUGCUACCCCAGAUGAAGCUGUUGGAAAUUUGUGAUGCACAGUGAAGAACAGUCAUAGUGUGUGUGCAUGUGAAGUGAGAAGACCGGGGGAGGAGGGGCCUUUAAGGUGAAGUUGAACUCAGCAUUCAGUUCUAUCAGCACACACUUGGCAAGUGAAAGGAGAAGCAUCUUCUGUGUGUUGCUGUGGGGACAGAAAGCUUUGGUUUUGGCUUAAACGAUUAUAAGAAAGACAAGUUUUAAGAGGAUAUAUCAAGGUCGCUGUGAACAUCAGGACAGAUAAGUGAGGAGAAUUUCUUCUAGUUGGAGUUAUAAUGUCAUCCCAUGUCAAACUGUGGAGGGACAGAGUGGGGACAGCAGACUAUGACACACAGAUCAAAGAGGUGCGAUUGCAGCUAGCCGAGCAACUGAGGAUACUUGACAGUCAGGUGGAGCAGAAGAGUCAGAUGUUUCUAGACCUGACAGAUUAUCUGCGCAGACGAGGAGAGAUCGAGGGGGAGUAUGCACGCUCACUUGACAAACUGUCUGAGAGAUUCUCCUCCAGAACAAGAAAGAAGGAGCCGAGCCAUCCGUCUGUGGUUAACUGCUGGCAGGUGUUACUGACACAAACACGUCAGGAAAGCAAAGAGCACAGCAUGCUGAGUGACAACUACGGCAACACUCUUCCUCAGCAGCUUUCACACUGCAUUGAGCAUGCCCAACGCCUGGCCAAACGAAGCAAAGAGAUUUGCACUCAGCUUCAUGAUGGACUUUUGAAGGUUACCGCUGAACUUCAGACGGCCUUGAAGACGUAUUACCAGUACUACACCGAAUUCCUGUCAGCAGAAGGCAAACUGAAGGAAGCCACCAGGCUGGAGGAGAAACAGAAACAAAGUGCUUCUAAAAAGAUGGGAAGACUAAUAGAGAAGAGGCAAUGUAAAGUCGAAGAAAUUCAGCUGAAGUGCACAAAAGCACGCAACGACUACCUCCUGAACCUGUCUGCAGCUAACGCGUGCAUGAACAAAUACUACCUUCAUGAUCUCCCCACACUUAUAGAUUGCUGUGAUCUGGGUUACCAUCAGUCCAUAUCAAAGGUGUUACAGUUCUACCUUAACAGUCGACAAGGGUUGCAGCAGAACGUGAGCUUGGGUUUGCUGCAGCUGAACACAACUGUCUCAGAACUUGACCAGAACCAGGACAGAAACACACUCAUGCAGGCCAACACCUCCGCCUUUUGCCUGGCCCUCCGCUUUCAGUAUCAGCCUUAUGAUGGAGACCAGGUUUGUGAGGUGUCCGCCACAAGGGAGGUGAUGAGUGAGUUGGUUACUCGCUUUCAGCAGCUACAGACCAGACUAUCUUCUGUGACUACGGAGGUUGAAGAGUCCGGCAAACUACUCCAGUCAGCUCAAUCGUCCAUGCUCUGUGGAAUUGUUGAGGAGACCUUCGGACCCUCCCCUGACCCCCCCAACAGCCCAUCACAUGAGGGGAGCAGUGACAUCUCGGCUUAUAAAAUCAAUCAAAAUAAAUGUAGAGUCAGCCUUCCGGACACCGAGAGCUUAUACUUUGUGAAAGUCAAGGAGCACCUAUGUAACAGCACUUUAAUAUCUAAGUUGGAGGCCAAACAUGACUUGCUUAAAGUUGCCAUUCAGAGAGCUGAAAGUCUUGAUGUAAAUCAGUCCAGAACCUGUUCCAGAAGAUCUGUGCGACAUAGAAGGAGUCAACUCUGUGCCGAGAUCGGACAAAAGCUCUUCAAUGGGGAUCUGCUAUCAUACAUCCAGGCAUCAGGACAGCCUAUUCCUGCGGUAGUGGAGAGUUGCAUUCGAUUUAUUAACAUCAAUGGUUUGCAUCAUGAGGGGUUAUUUAGAGUUCCCGGCUCUCAGAUGGUGGUGAAUCAGCUGAAGGAGGCAUUUGAGAAAGGAGAAGAUUCCCUCGCUGACGAGAGGUGUGAUAUAGACUCUGUGGCCGGCGUGCUGAAACUUUAUUUUAGAGGACUAGAGAAACCCCUCUUUCCUGAGGACAGUUACGAGCAGCUGAUGGAAUGUGGCCAAAUAGAUGACGAAACAAAGAAAGCUUCACAGCUGAAGUGCAUCAUCUCCACAUAUCCGUCUCCGCUCAUCAUAGUCAUGAGAUAUCUCUUUUCGUUUCUUCACCAUGUUACCCAGUACAGCGAUGAGAACAUGAUGCAGCCCUAUAACCUGGCGGUUUGCUUUGGCCCCAGUCUCGUAAGGGGGCCGGACAGCGGAGACGCAGCUGAACUUCAGCGUAUCAACGCCCUGGUCAAAAGCAUCAUCGCCCAGCCUGAGAGCAUCUUCCCCAGCCAAAAUGAAUUAGCAGGGCCAGUGUAUGAAAAGUGCAUGACAAUGGAAGAAGACGACUGUGAGACGGUAGCAGAGGAAGGAGAUGGAGAACCAGACACAUCUCAAAUUAAAGAGACAAAAGAUGAGCUGCUGGGAGUGGCCUUGUUUGAAUACAAAGGCCGUUCCAUGUCCGAGCUGUCUUUUAAACAAGGGGAACGAGUCAUUCUGCACACCAAAGCCUCUCCUGAUUGGUGGAGAGGUGAAGUGAAUGGGACAAAGGGUCUAAUUCCAAAUAAAUAUAUUAGUGUGCCAAGCGUGGAUGGAGCACAAGAUCAAAAACAGAAAGAUUCGGUGAAAUCAAGCUGUGAUAGACAGCAGAAGGAAGAACAGCAGAGAGUAGAGCAAAGCACACGGCUCAAGGUUUCUAAUAUCAAAUCUGGUUUUGGUGCCCCUGCCAGCAAUAUCACUUCUGCAAAGGUUUUGUUACAAAUUCCGCCAGGACAAUACAGGCAAGGAAGUUCUCCAGGAGCUCUACGAAAAACUGUAAACCCUGAAUUGAGGCGUUCCACAGUUGAGGGUGGUGCUGGAGAGGCGAACUCAAUAGAAGUCGAUAAGGAUGUGUCCCAGAUGAUGCACACAGUAUUCAAAGAGCUCAUUUCCCGACAAUCUUCUUAGGACUGGAACCAAUGUGCAUCACCUCUUCCCUAUCACUAGUGGUCUGGGAUAAAGAGGGUUAUUUGCUGACACAAUGAACUGAAAAGAAAAAAGAACAAAUAGAAAGCAUCUACAAGAAGCAUGGGCUUCCUGAGAAUCGUAUUCUUUUUUUGUGGAAUUUGAUCUGCUUGUUUGUUUGUUAUGUAAAUAUUUUACAUUUUUAGCCAUAUAAAAAGUAGAUUGUAAUGUUGUCUAUUAAACACAUGAGGGCAGUCUCCUCACAAGUGA
Messenger RNA from Triplophysa dalaica, 3536 nucleotides. RefSeq names its product Rho GTPase activating protein 4a (gene arhgap4a). Gene Ontology annotation, biological process: signal transduction; negative regulation of cell migration. NCBI's taxonomy places the organism in Eukaryota, Metazoa, Chordata, Actinopteri, Cypriniformes, Nemacheilidae. Gene Ontology annotation, cellular component: cytoplasm. Bases 633 to 3269 code for a protein of 878 amino acids. The record is from RefSeq and is a predicted model, not a curated record. The transcript is spliced from 24 exons. Gene Ontology annotation, molecular function: protein binding.